UUCUUCCUCCUCUUCCAUCCCUUCUUCCUCUUUUUCCUUCCUCCUUCGACCUUUUUCUUGUUGUUUCUCUCUCCCCUUUCUUCAUCUUCCUCUUUCCCCUUCCAGAUCUAUGUGGACGCCUGGGGACGCUUGGGGCUGCCUGGGUUCGGCGUCGGUGGAUGAUGGGUAUUUUAGAAGGAAUUAUUCAACCCUUGCUGCAGUUGUAGAAACAGUAGAGAGUGAAGAGGAAGAAGUUGGUGAAAGCGAGGGAGAGGAAAGUGAUCAAUGAGAAGAAAAGGAGGGUAUAGAUCUGGUUUUGUUCUUUUGCUUAUUUUGUGUUUUCUAUGUGUAUUUUCUGAGUUGAUUAAAUGGUUUUCGUGUUGAUUAUUUUCGAGAUUAGAUCUGCAUUUGGCUUUGGCUUGUAUGUGAUUUGGCUCGAAUUGCUUUUUUUCUAGAAAUUCUUUACUCUUUUUAAUCUAUGUUCCUUUCUGUUAGUUGGCUUAGGAGAUCUCGGCUUUGCUGUUUAGUAUAUUCGAGAUUAGUUUCCAUGUUAUGUGAUGAAACCCAUAUCUGGGUUUGA
Rubroshorea leprosula is the source of this 559-nucleotide messenger RNA. The record is from the annotation of a GenBank genome assembly. Lineage: Eukaryota; Viridiplantae; Streptophyta; Magnoliopsida; Malvales; Dipterocarpaceae.